This is a messenger RNA of Protopolystoma xenopodis, 384 nucleotides long. Lineage: Eukaryota; Metazoa; Platyhelminthes; Monogenea; Polystomatidea; Polystomatidae. The record is from the annotation of a GenBank genome assembly.
AUGAGAGGCCUUGUUACGUUAAUAAUUGAUAAAAUUGCUUACGAGCUUGGUCUUCGACCUCUGCCUUUACCACGAUUCUCUAAGUUCUAUCCUGAUCAUCUGCAAGAAUCUCCAAAAAGUGAUCGCUUAUUAGCCAACCCCUUGCUUUUUUCAAAUCCUGAAUGGUUCUUCCAUUUGAUAGAUGAAAUUCUCCGACUCGAAGACAUUUUGACCCAUAAACUUUUCUAUCCAAAAUCUGAGCCACGUCCAACUGACCUUUUGUCCGUCGAGUUCAUCCUUGCGAGGUGGAUCAAUUUGGAGGUCCAGUUAGCAAAUGAUAAACUAGAUGAAAUCCUAAUGCAACCCGAAGCCUGGAAACAGGUAUUUGAGGGACAAAAACAGUAA